Messenger RNA from Cladocopium goreaui, 465 nucleotides. NCBI's taxonomy places the organism in Eukaryota, Dinophyceae, Suessiales, Symbiodiniaceae. The record is from the annotation of a GenBank genome assembly.
AUGGCAGAGCAAGCAUACACCGGUAUCCGAGCUGUUCGAGCAUCCAUUCGUGUUCAGCCUCCCUAUGUUCACGUUCAAAUGAUGGCGGCGCUGGUCCUUGUUAACAACAUCAUCAACGCCAUCAGCAUCGGCUUGGCGUCGGGUGUUACCUUCAGCAUGGUCCUCGCAAGUUCUCAUUUGGGCACUUUCGAGAGCAAAGUGCAUGCAGAAGACUUGUCUCACAGUCUCCAAGAUUUGACGGUGAGCAUGAUCUUGUGCAGUGUCGGACCUUUCCUCUAUCAGGCAUUGCUUGAGGUGGCUGUGUGCAUUGCACAGCCAUUCGCCAUUGCUGGCAAAGGGGUUGCCCCUGGACGCAUCCCAACAGAAAAGCUGCUGCACCACUUGGAGAAAGACCUCCGAGACAUUGAGUACAUGAGCAAAAAUCUGCCAUGGUGGGAGCAGGCCUACUUCAAGCCCAAGAACUGA